This is a messenger RNA of Mauremys mutica (yellowpond turtle), 1825 nucleotides long. It is a transcript of the gene BSCL2, whose product is annotated as BSCL2 lipid droplet biogenesis associated, seipin. Lineage: Eukaryota; Metazoa; Chordata; Testudines; Geoemydidae. Gene Ontology annotation, cellular component: endoplasmic reticulum membrane. The transcript is spliced from 11 exons. The record is from RefSeq and is a predicted model, not a curated record. Gene Ontology annotation, biological process: lipid droplet organization; lipid storage. The coding region runs from base 552 to 1769 and encodes 405 amino acids.
CGGAGGCGCGUCUUUAAUGAUGUGACGGACGGUGCCUGCAGUGGGAGGAGCUUUUCCCGGUCCCGCCCCGUCGCGUCGUCUUUGCCGGCUCCCGCCCACUCCCGGAAGAGGCGGAGCAGCAGCAGCAGCUGACGCUGAUCCGGGACGGAGCUGGACGGAUUGGCUCCAGUCUUUAGCCCCUGAGGCAAGACUCUAGUGUGUGACCAAUCCCAGGGGCAGGCCUGUGCCAAGCCUGUUGGCAUGGCCCUGCUCACCAUGUCCUGGUGCCAGUGACUCCCGUGGUACUCUCUUCCAUGGCUAGAGAUAAUUACUGGAAGGCCAAGCGGCGUAGACGGGCCAGCCAGCCUGCCCUAAGCCAGAGCCUUUGCCCUGUAAAGGAACCAUUGAACCUGGGCCCUUUCCAGUUCAUCCAAGAGAACUCUCCACCAGCCUGAGCCAUUUCGCAAGCACUCGAGCAGGCACUGCCGCUCCAUUCCCCUUUCCUCAAUACAGGAGCUGGGCGCUUGGCUCCCCCCAGACACCAGUGCGUGGCCUCCCAGGGCCCUUGUGCCAUGAUGAGUAGUACGGGACCUUUCCUGCAAUGGGCCCAGGAGGUGGCUGCGCUGCUGCUGCUGCGGGUGCGGCGCACGGUGCUGCAGACAGCUAUCCUGCUGUGUGUGCUGUUGCUGCUCCUCUGGAUCGCUGUCUUCCUCUAUGGCAGCUUCUACUACUCCUACAUGCCCACCGUCAGCUAUGUCAGCCCUGUGCACUACCGCUUCAGGACAGACUGUGGCUCGCCAGGCCCUGAUCUCUGCUCCUUCCCCAUUGCCAACAUCUCGCUGGUCAAAAACAACCGGGACAGGGUGCUGAUGUAUGGGCAGCCUUACCGCAUCUCCCUGGAACUGGAGCUGCCUGAGUCGCCUGUGAACCAGGAGCUGGGCAUGUUCAUGGUGGUGAUGUCCUGCUACACCAAGGGUGGGCGCAUCGUCUCCUCCACAGCCAGAUCGACCAUGCUGCAUUACCGCUCAGGCCUGCUCCAGACCCUGGAUACCCUGGUCUUUGCCGGGCUCUUCUUCUUGGGCUUUGCUGAGCAGAAGCAGAUGGUUGAGGUGGAGCUGUACUCGGACUACAGGGAGGACUCGUAUGUCCCGACUGUUGGCGCCGUGAUAGAAAUCCAGACCAAACGGAUCCAGAUCUACGGGGCACAGCUGCGGAUCCAUGCCCACUUCACGGGCCUACGGUACCUGCUCUAUAAUUUCCCAGUGACCUCGGCCAUCCUGGGUGUGGCCAGUAACUUCACCUUCCUCAGCGUCAUCGUCCUCUUCAGCUACCUGCAGUGGAUCUGGGGCAGCGUAUGGCCCCGGGAGCCCCUCUCGGUACAGGUGAACACAAGGGACGGGGCCAGCCUGCAGCAACGGCGGGAGGAGGCACGACGGCGCAUGGCUACCCCCAGGCCAGAAGACCAAGAGGAGCUGACAACACUGCAGCCUGAGGCCAUGGGGCUGGGCAAGAAUGACCAGGAGAGGGUUCCCCAGGGCACAGCUUCUCCCCCACAGCUACCAGGUGAGGUUCUGGAGACAAUUGGCCCCAUAGGGGACACAGCCCAGGCUAAGGAGCUGGAUCUGAGUGAAGAGACUGAGUUUGAGUCGGUGGACGAGUCCUCCCUGUUCACAGAUGCCAACUUCCCGCCCCCUGCAGGGACACUCCUAACACUACCACAGCCGGGAGAGGGGGCUGAGCCCAUCCCAGGGGCUGAGAUCCGUCAGAGACACGUCUGCUCCAGCUCCUGAGGGCACCAUGGCCUCUUACACCCCUGCCCCUGACAAAAAAAAACAACAAAAAAACA